This is a messenger RNA of Anthonomus grandis grandis, 2936 nucleotides long. Its product is annotated as hexosaminidase D-like. Gene Ontology annotation, molecular function: hexosaminidase activity. The transcript has 11 exons. Gene Ontology annotation, biological process: carbohydrate metabolic process. Lineage: Eukaryota; Metazoa; Arthropoda; Insecta; Coleoptera; Curculionidae. The coding region runs from base 655 to 2523 and encodes 622 amino acids. The record is from RefSeq and is a predicted model, not a curated record.
UGUGGUGGUGAAUGCGAGUGAAAGAAUUUCGGAGAAGGGAUCCCCGUGUGCGCGGAGGCGCUGCGUAAAAGCCGCGUGGUGCGUACGCAAUCUUUAUGGGCAGGUACACAUUUAUGGUUUUGUAAAUUUUUUCUUAAAAGUCACCCAAUGGCUUUAGACAUCACAUAUUUUAAUCAAAAAAACUCUCUUAAUUUCACCAUUUGCUCGAAAAUUCCUCAAAAAUGUACAGUGGGUUGCCUAUAUAAAACAUAAAAUCAUACAAGAUGGCGCCACUACCACCUGUCAACUGUCACGUCAUAUUCCGUAAUUACAGGUCGGGGUGGGAUUUGUUGAUUUUUAAAUUUUCCUGUUUAUUUGCCCAAAAUAUAAACCAAAAUACCAAAGGUCGUCGAACUAGUCCCGUAUCAGCGAUAAAAAAUCACAAAUAUUCACCCCCCCGAGGGGUGCAUGAUCAUAUCAUUACUUAAACUAGCCGUUGUUUAUAACAAUAGUGCCACCAUCGAUUUUCUUAUGUGAAAAACAGACUGAAUCUCAUGUUUUCAUUAAUAAAUCAGACUGCAUAAGCGAUUUGUAGUGCAAAAAGCCUCUCAGGGAACGAAAAUAAACAAGAACUUUAUUGGAAAUACCUAAAAGUGGGUUCUAGCAAAACCGAAAAUGGAACAAGACAAAGGAAACCUGGACUCUUACAUGCACAGAAUGAUUGUAUGGAGGAGAAAAAAAAGAAUGUCCAUCAUUAUGCUAGUGAUUUUUCUAGCUAUUCUUGUGUUUCUUGUUCAGUUUUAUAUGGUCGACCAAAAAGGGAGGCUCGGGGGAGACAUUAAUACCAAAGAAGAUGAAGCCUUUAUGGAAAACAUUGCGGUUAAGUUCAUAGAGGCUGCAAAACUGAAUGGGCAAAUGCAUAAAGGGAAAUUUAAGGUGCAUAAGGACAAUCAACCGAGGAUGAAUGAGUUGAGCAAGCAAACUGAGAAACCUUCAGAAGUUUUAGAAACUGAUCAGCAACUUGGAAUCCCAUAUGUCUUGACUGAUAGGUACAUUCCUAAUCAUAGGAUAGUGCACUUUGACUUUAAGGGGGCACCACCGACAAUAAAGUACCUGAAAAAAAUCAUCGCUUUAGCCAAGAAUGUUGGCGCAACCGGACUUUUGUUAGAAUAUGAAGACAUGUUUCCUUACGUGGGUAAACUGGCUUUCAUGGCAGCCAAAAACUGCUACACCAUGGAACAAGUGAGGGACAUCCUCGACUAUGCCAAAAGUUUAAACUUGGAAGUGAUCCCGUUAAUCCAGACUUUCGGCCAUAUGGAAUUUGCUUUAAAACAAAAAGACUUUGCACAUUUAAGGGAAGUACCCGAUAGUCCACAAGCCUUAUGUCCGAGCAGAAACGGCUCCUUACAGUUCGUCAAAGAAUUAGUCAAACAAAUACUGGACGCCCAUCCGAUGUCCAAUUACCUUCAUAUCGGGUGCGACGAAGUGUUUGAAAUGGGCGAGUGUGAGGUGUGUCGCAUGGAAAUCCGGGAAAAUCUGUUUUUAAAGCACGUGAAAAACGUCGCUAAGAUUGUCCACGACAACAAGGCGGACGUUCAAGUGAUCAUUUGGGACGACAUGUUGAGGCACGUGUCGCAGCAGACCCUUCAAGAAUCGAAAAUCGGCGAGCACGUGGAGCCCAUGGUGUGGGUUUACGCGGAGGAAAUUUAUCGAUUCGUACAGCCGCCAGUGUGGGAUAAGUAUGCGGGAGUUUUUAAGACCGCUUGGACCGCUUCGGCUUUUAAAGGUGCUUUUGGGGAGACGGUUUAUGCCCCAAACGCCCGACGACACCUAGAGAACAACCUGAGAUGGUUGGACGUGAUGUCCACCCAAUCCAACUCCUUCCAGCACGGAUUCAGAGGCAUCGUUUUAACUGGGUGGCAAAGGUACGAUCAUUUCGCUGUUUUAUGCGAACUAUUGCCCGCAUCCCUGCCCUCGCUUAUAUUGAACCUGCAGGCGGUCAGUAACGGUUUUUUCAACAGUUCUUUGAAGGAGACGUUUAUGAGCACUUUGACGUGUGUUUUCUCGAGGGAGAGGCGUAGCAGUCCGUUUAUCAGCUUGGAAAAUGACCCGUUCAUGUGGGAAAAGUUGUCCCGGUGUUUGUUUCCUGGAAAUGGAUUUUUUAAAUUAUUGUACCGGCUACAUAAUUUAGAACAAGAAGCGAAAGAGUACAUCGACACCACCACAAAACAAAGAGGUUGGAUGACCCCGUAUAACGCGAAACACAACUAUAGCUCGCCCUUAAGGGUCGAGGAACUCACCCAGUCCCUACCCAGGGUGUACCACGGCAUGAUUUCUCUGGCAAGAAACGCCGCUGAUAGUUUAGCGGAUCUGAUGGAUAAUUACACAAUAUCCGAGUGGAUAGAACAGCGGGUCUACCCGUACAUUUUAGAAGUGGAAAAGAUUUACAACGAGAGUUCGGUACUGAAAAGUGUCAAAUAUUGGCCUGUGCGGCCCUUGCCAAUGUUAAAAGAUUUAAAAAGGCACGGGAUCCAUUUAGGGUAGUUCGCUUAGUAACGCACCACCUCUUAUUUGAUAUUUUUAUAAUAUACUUUUUACACUCUAUAAUACGAGACUGAUCAGUUUUAUCUUCACGGUACUGCCACUCAUUUUUGAUUCUAGUCAAUUUCUGAACAACAGUGUUUCAUAGGCUGUGUUUGUUUGAUAUUAAUUUUUAUUUAUGUUAAAAAAAAAACAUUUCAAGAUCUCAAAAGUUUAACGUUUUUGUUAAAGUUAUUUGUUGAAAACUUUCACCGAGCAUUAUUGGAUAUAUUUAUUAUUAAGUGCAAAGUGUUCCGAAUUGGUCCAAUUUGAGGCACCUUGCGCACACACAGUUAGAUUUAGAACCACUAUAUUAAAGGCAUAAUUCAUGUUAAAAUCACUAAAAAGUACGUAAUUAAAUUUUUAAAAGGUAAAAA